GAGGCGAUACCAUUGAAUGCUCGAGCUCGUUUGGGGACACUAGCUCCGGAUCCGAUGGUGAGGCCGGCGGGGGUGAACCAGAGGUGAAUUCUGUCAUCUCACCCGCCCAUGCCAAUGGUGGUUGGUCCUCAAAGCUGGCAAGGCGGUUCGGGACUGAUGUGUUCCAGUCUUUGAUUUUCAUGCUCCCACACUCCUGAUGAUAAAACGGAAGGCUGUAGCGGGCGUUCCAACUUUCGGCUGGUAUGCUAUUUUGUAAUUGUUACCCUUCCUGUCUGCGGAGGCAACAAUAAAAGUGGGAUCAGUGUACCUAAAACGGGAACAAAUGAUUCAGUAACGUAUUGCAGUGUCCUGUAUGCUUAGUAAUUAGUGCUUUGUCGUCAAAAUUUCCCUUUCAGGGUACAUUUCGUUCAUCAUUUGUAUAUGAAAUAUUAUAAUAGAAGGUGAUGAUAGUACCCGAUAGAUUAAUACUUGGGUAUUAUUUCUGCCCAACUCUUUCUAAGCAUAAUUGAAGCAGGUGGGUGAGGCAACAGACAAAAAUAUAUAUGUAUUCUAUCCUAAGAAAUGCCAUGCCACUUAUGCCAAGUAUGCCUACCACGAUCAGAAAAAAAACAAUUACCAGAUAGUCAUAUUGUCUUAUAUUUGUCUGCGUAGCUAUUUAAAAAGAUAAUUGAGCAGAUUGUAGCUUCUUUAAAAACACUGUAAAAUUGUAGUGUUCUUUAUUCCACCAGGACUUUGAUUUCAACAACCAGAUCGAUUAAUUCCAUGAUAUAUCAGCACAGGUUCAUGGGAAAGAUUGACACAUAAAGCGCCAAUAUCCUAUUUUCCUUCUGUUUAGAUAGAAAAUCCUUCGGUUAGUGUCAUCAUCUUUUCCUCCUUUUUUGGGAGGCAAAAGUUCACCUAGAUAAUUUACUAAAUAAAUACGCUAAGCAUGACAGUCCGAAUACAUAAGAAGUUCUAGACUGGGAUUCAAACCCAUGAAUAGAUAUCGCGUCUGGUUGGAACAAUCAUUGAUGCUGUUUAUCUUUAAUGCUGUAGACCAUUAUAGAUUCCUUUUUUGUGCAUGUCAGGAAACACUAUUCAUCGUGUUUCAUGCCUAUUGCUUUUCUUUGAGAUUAUUCUUGUCUUUGGUGCAUGCUUAUUUCUGAUAUUCAUGCUUUAAAACUUUGUGUUGUCAUGAACAAGUAAACCGAUAGUUGAGCUACACUUACGAGUGCUUCAAAGUUUCAGCUUACCUUUCAUUUUAUGUUGUUGCUAGAAUAAUUGGGCAAGCAGCUACUUGUUAUAUUCUUCAUAAUGUAAAAUUUUGUUAUUCUCAUAUGCCUCUUCUUUUUGGGGGACAAAUUUUCUGAUAUGGGAUUGCCCUUCAGAAGGAAAAAGGUGACAUCUGAGUGGAGGAGUUCUGUUCGUCCAGUUCUGUGGAGAUGUCAGUGGUUAGAGUUGCGUAUGAAGGAGCUGUUGUCUCAAGUAUCAAAGUAUGACAGGGAGCUUGCUCUAAUCAAGAAAGAAAAGGAACUACAACAGGCAGUAAGCAAAGCAAAUGGUUCUAUGUCAGAACCGGUGCAGAUUCACAAAGGCCAUGGGAACAGUAUCAUGAAAAGGAGAAAGAGGAAGAGACAUGAACAAAAUGUGGAUGCGUCCUUGUACAUCAACAAGCACGAGAUAUUAUCGUACUACAAUGAUAAAAAAAAUAAGGGAGCUGAAACUGGUGAUCUCUUUGUUGAUGACGAUUGUGGCGGUACAGAUGAUGGCACUAUCAGAGUUGGGCUUGACACUGUUACAUUGCUCGAUUCCGAGAAUUAUGAUGUGAUUUUUGAGCAACUUACUUUAAAGGACACUCUCAUGACAAUUGAUGGGCUCCAGUCUAGAGUUAAUCUGCUGCAAGAUCUUCUCAGCAAGGCUCAUUCUGGAGGAGAAAGUUUGGUACUUUCUGAGGAAAAUUCUCAUGUCAGGGUGCCUCGGAAGAGGCAACAUACUCAAAAGCGCACAUUCUCUUUUACCAAGUGUCGAUAUACUAAACCACAGAAAAUGAAGAAUCUAAACAUUUUGCUGAAGGAUGAUGAUGGGCCAGCUGUUGUAGGCAGACCUGCUUUGGUUGACAGGCAAAUUGAUGCUCAUAUAAAAGAUGCAAAUAGAAGUGGAGAGUGCAAUCACUCGAGGGAAAAAGCAGGCACAGUGGACCUACUCUUGGGUACUGACAAUUACAUACCAAAUGGUCAUAUUGGGGAUUUAUACAAAGAAAACAUUGAUGAUAUCCUCAUAGACAAUCAAGCAGCCAAUGAAGCGUUUCAGCGGUUUGGUAAGGCCAACCAUCUGCCUUCUGGAACUUUGUCCAAAGGCCGUAACAUUUCUGGUCCUGCAGAAAUUAAGAACUUUUGUGCUCCAGCGGCUCCAGUGGUGGAGCCUGUCUCCCGUCAGAGCAAGCAGGAGCUGGAUCUUAUGAAGAGGAGGGAGAAAGGCUCUGUUUUUACCAAGAAGCAGAGGAAAGAUGCCUCCAAAACACCUGCAGCAGAGGAGAAAACUGAGCGCACGCCCUCAGCUGCAAAGAAGAAGACUGGGGGCACACCCUCUGCUGCGGCAGUGGAGAGAACUGAGAGCACACCCUCUGGUGUAACAGGGAGGGGAACCAUGACCGCUCGCUCAGCUGGGGAGAAGCGCAAAACUGGAAAUGAACCUGUGAAGACAUGAAGAAGUGUGAAUCUGGGAGCAAAUCUGCAGCAUCGAAGAAGCAGGAAGCUGAGAAGCCAUCCUCAGCAGCAAAGAAGCUGAAAACUGAGAACCCAUCCUCAGCAGCAAAUAAGCGGAAAACUGAAAACCCUUCUUCAGCUACAAAGGAGACUGAAAACUUGCUCUUGGCAACAAAGGAGACUGAAAGCGCCCCCUUGAAUCUGAAGAUUGAGAAGGCUGUGCUGGUGGCUGUAAAUAGUAGGAGGAGCCAAAGGGUCCGAAAGCCCAAAGUUGUGGGUGAGCAGACAGACCUCUCUUAGGGUCUGUGUGAUUUGUAGGUAUAUCCUGUCGUCCGGUGGCCCAUAUCAACAUGGAUCGCCAUGUAUGUUAGUGUACAUAUCAGCUUGUCUCGUAAAAACAAAUCUCACCCAAAAGUGUUGGUUGGUGGUUCUUCUUUUCUGGGUACCGAACUAACAUUGUCAUGUGUCACCUAGAUCCAAAGUGAAAAAAAGCUGAAAAUCAUGCCAUGUAAUGGAACUUGGUUUGCCGAUCUCUUUGCUUUCA
Molecule: messenger RNA, 3228 nt
Organism: Panicum virgatum (switchgrass)
Lineage: Eukaryota; Viridiplantae; Streptophyta; Magnoliopsida; Poales; Poaceae
Exons: 5
Coding region: 1351-2685 (444 amino acids)
Source: RefSeq, a predicted model, not a curated record